AUUCUUGUCAAUCCAAUGUUAACUUUGUUUCAACAACAAAAACCUUUGCCCACCAAAUAAUUUAUGUGUUCGACUCUCAGAUUCAUACAAAGUCGGAUCGAUCUAUCCAAAACCAUUGGAUGAAAAAAGAAAGAAUGGCAAAAUGGGAAUCCUCUUAUAAUCUUAUGGUGAUAAGAAAAAACUAUAGAACGACCUACUGUUAUCGAUAAUCGGCGGGUGGAGCAGCAAAUUAUUUUCUAGUAUAUUCAAACGAUGUGAGGAGAAUAUUUUGCUAGUUCAUGAAUAGAUGUCUUUAGCUUCACUCCUACUCAACUUCCCAUAAACCAACCUCCGAACUUCUUGAUAUCAAGUAAUUGCCUUUUCAUUGUGUUGCACUUGCAUUUAGCUUGGCCUCUUCUAUUUCCCUAGUUAGCAUUUAUUUUUUCUUUUUUUGUCUUUCUCUGAUUCGGAGUGCCUAUUGAAAUGGGGACGCUAAAGGCCCUGAAAGGAAAGAGUUCGUUGUCCGUAAUUACCAUUACAAUCUGCACGUUGGCCUUUGUUACGCUCUUCUACACUCAGACGAUAAGUUCUUUUUCGUUCAGGCUAAAGUCCUGUCCUAGAAGGAAUACGGCUAAGAAGUCAUUUCCAGAUGACAGGAACGGGGAUCUCGGUGCACUGAACUAUGCAGCAGACGAUCGGUUUGAGUUUGAUCCAGAGGAGUGCAGUCUAGUCCAUGGAAAAUGGGUAUUUAACCGUUCCAUUAAGCCUCUGUAUUCGGACAGGACAUGCCGGUACCUUGAUAGGCAGGUCUCAUGUGUCAAGAAUGGACGGCCGGAUUCUGACUACAGGCACUGGGAGUGGCAGCCUGAUGACUGUAUCUUGCCUAGGUUUGAUCCUGAAAUAGCACUGCGAAAACUUCAAGGCAAGAGGCUAAUGUUCGUAGGGGAUUCACUACAGAGAGGACAAUGGCAAUCCUUCGUUUGCCUCAUUGAUUCUGUAAUACCGCAAGGACAGAAAUCCAUGAAACGAGGCCGUUUGCAUACCGUCUUCAAGGCCAAGGAAUACAAUGCAACAAUUGAGUUCUAUUGGGCGCCGUUCCUUGUAGAGUCCAACUCGGAUCUUCACAUAAUAGCAGACCCAAAGAAGAGAAUUCUGAAAGUUGAUUCAGUCGCCAAGCAUGCCAAACACUGGAUAGGAGUGGAUAUCCUUGUCUUUGAUACUUAUGUUUGGUGGAUGGGUCGCCUCAGGACCAAUUCAUUAUGGGGUUCUUUUGCAAAUGGAGACGAAGGAUAUCACGAGUUGGACACAACAGUUUCUUACAACAUAGGACUUAAAACAUGGGCAAAUUGGGUGGACUCAAAUCUCAAUCCCAACAGAACAAGAGUGUUUUUCACUACAAUGUCCCCUUUACAUGAGAGGAGCGCGGAUUGGGGCAAUGCGAACGGAACCAGAUGCUUCAACGAAACAAAACCAAUCCCAAAGAAACGAUAUUGGGGGAGCGGCUCAAACAAGCAGAUGAUGAGCGUAGUGGCACGUGUGGUGAAGAGGAUGAAAUUUCCUGUGACUUUGAUAAACAUCACUCAGCUAUCAGAAUACAGGAUUGAUGCUCACACGUCGAUCUACACUGAGUUGGGUGGCAAACUGCUGACGGAUGAGCAAAAGGCCGAUCCAUUGCAUUAUGCAGAUUGUGUGCAUUGGUGUCUGCCAGGAGUUCCUGAUACCUGGAAUCAAAUACUUUAUGCACAUCUGUUGUAGCAGUAGGGAAAAAUGCUCAUUUGGACAAUCAGAUGUCAAUGAUGCAUGGUUUUCUCAUUCGUUGAUCAUCUGUAUGGCCAUUAUUUUGUUAAAAAAUCCAUUCUUUUGAUAUCUCUGCUACGUGGCUUUGUUUGCUUUCAUUUUCAACUUAUUUUUGUGAUAGGCCGAAAUAAGCCAACACAUUAAAGCCCAGUUCUCCUUAGAAUAGGCCCAUUUGGUUAGAAUAAGCAUUUGCCCUAUAUAUAUACGUCAUUUCAGGUGCAUGGACCGCCAUUACGAGUAUAGAGCUAGGGUUUCGGAUCCGUUUUCUAGUAGACGAAAUUUCAUCGCAUCAAAGUAGCAUUUUUUAGAUCACCAUUGAUGCAUUUAUAGUUUAGAUACCUUGAAUCUUAUAAUUGAGAAUAAUGGGUGGAGGUGGGAAUUUUAUUCACAGAGUAGUGUCGUAUGUGGCUAACGAGCUUAUCGUCAAUGGAAUGGCCAACAGGCUUGUAAUGACCGCGGAGAUGACCGCUGUUUUUCUCUAACUUAUCGGUCUGAGGCUCAUCCUUGUGUAUUUUGAAUCUACGCAGAGUCAUUGUAAGAUGUAUUUCAACAGUUUUUGCUUGAAAAUCCUGUUUAAGUUGUUUUUUAUGGGUGCUCUUCCUCCAUAUAACUCGAUAGCUAUGGUAGUUAUGUUGCUUUUGAUUCCAACAGCUGUUAAUAGACCAUUGGUGCACUUGGGUGAAUUCUUCGUGUUGCUCCAUGUAGCUGCUCAAAAGCAAAAAGAAAUAUCAGAGCAGUUGAAGGAUGUAUCUAAGAAUUUUGAGUAAUUGAAGAAUCAGUGAUGGUCGGUAGCGCUCUACCCUACUACUGACGUACUGUACAGUGAGCUUUAUUCUAUUUUGUACAGAUAAUGAUGACGAUUUUGAUGAAGCUGGAAGAGGAUUUAUGCUGGAUGUUUUUUGUUUAAAUUUAACUAUAUACACAAUAAUUUGUUCUUUAGUCAAUUGUAAGAAAUUUUGAGUGUAGAGGUUACCUGGUGAUGGCCAUUUUACAAAUUGAAGUUAUUCUGUUGCAUCUUCUGUUUUUAUGGCCAGUUAAAUAUAACAGCUUGCUUAUGUUAUUCCCCACAUUUGUUGUUAAUUGGUGAAUAUGGAUAAACAAUU
Molecule: messenger RNA, 2879 nt
Organism: Sesamum indicum (sesame)
Lineage: Eukaryota; Viridiplantae; Streptophyta; Magnoliopsida; Lamiales; Pedaliaceae
Source: RefSeq, a predicted model, not a curated record